AUGGCAGAUCCAAUUUCCGAGCAUCCCUCCAAGAAGCCGAAGAUCACGGACGAUGAACAAGCCAGAUCUCCUCCCCCAAACUUGACUAUCCAAAAUUCACGAUUCCGAGAUGCACUGCAAUCUAAAGAGCAUCCGUUUUCUAAUGAUAAGGUCAGGGAUUGGGAAGACCAACCGGACCAGUAUCUGUCACAGCCACCAAAAAACGACAACUACUUGCGCAAACUCCAGUUUAAAGAUGUACUGGGACCAGCAGAUCAGCCUGAUGAGAACCCCGAGGAUAUGGAACGGAAACCUCUACCAAAUGCCAGCUCUGAGGAUAAAAUGAAAACUGAACCUAACAGCAGUACAGAGUCUAUCCUUGGUAAAAGGCGUCGAACGCUGUCCCUCUCCCCGGAAACCCCACCUAGUAAAUCAGGUUGGAGAGAAUCUUUGAGUCCAGGAAGGAUUCCAUCGCCGCAGGGAUAUCUACGCACAGUUCUUGCCAGACACGUAGCUAAGCAAGCGAGAACCCCGGUUGAAGAAAAGGAAGAGUUGAAGAGGCGUCUAGCUCUGCCAGAAAAAGCCAAGCUAAUUGUACUAGCUCAAGAUGAGCGUGAGAAGUACCUACUCCAGAUGUAUCGUGAGCGGGAGAAGUUACUCGCCAAACGAGUUGAGCUUGAGCAGAUGCUCAAGGAUUUUCGCCAACGUACUGGAUCUGAGGCCAAGAAGAUUAUGAAAGAGACCAAAGAGGCUUAUUUGAAACUUCAGGAUGAGUCUUCAAAACUGAACGAUAUCGUGAAUGCCGAGUUAGAUUUUAUAAAGAGUCAAGAUUCCCAACUAGAACAGCUUGUCAACGAGCCAGUACAAAGCUCAUCUCCUGUUUUGGUUCCCCAUCAAGGAAAGAAUCUCUUUGAGUAUGUCUGGUCAAAAGAUAAUCAGGCUAAGGGAUCCACAUCAGAGGAACAGAGCGAAUCUGGAGAGGAGAGAGAUAACAAAGAGGAUGAGAAUGACGAGGGCUCUGACGAGGGCUCUGACGGAGGCUCGGAAGGGGACUCAGAAGGGGACUCAGAAGAGGGCUCGGAAGAGGGCUCUGAAGGGGGUGAUGCAAAGGACAGGUCUAAGGAUGAGAGCCCAUCUGAGGGGGGUCAACCAGACACGAAUGAAUCAGGAGAUGAUGAAGCUGAUGAGCCAGACACAAAUAAAUCAAAAGAUGAGGAAGCUGAUGAUACAUUCGAGGAUGGUGAGUCGGAUCUCCAAGAGGAAGUUACUGGUAAUAGAGAGACCAGUCAAUCAGCAGACAUCGCACCCUCUGAAAGCGAGAUAGAAGAUGUCACAAUGUUGGAUGCAGGCGAGGAGACCGGCAGUCAUGGAAGUCAUAAGGCCCGUAGCCCUUCUGAUAUAGAGAUGCGUGAUGCUAGUGAGAUCCGCAGUCUUCAGGCCCGUACGACCGCUUCUGAUGUAACGAUGAUUGAUGCAGACCGGUCGAUGGAUGAGGCAGAGAAGCCCCUGCCGCAGCGAACAACACCCUCUCAAGUGGCUUCUUAUCUACGGAACUGGAUAUCCGGUAAGAAGACUUAA
This is a messenger RNA of Penicillium malachiteum, 1557 nucleotides long. RefSeq lists its product as uncharacterized. The transcript has a single exon. The coding region runs from base 1 to 1557 and encodes 518 amino acids. Lineage: Eukaryota; Fungi; Ascomycota; Eurotiomycetes; Eurotiales; Aspergillaceae. The record is from RefSeq and is a predicted model, not a curated record.